Molecule: messenger RNA, 1722 nt
Organism: Ixodes scapularis (black-legged tick)
Lineage: Eukaryota; Metazoa; Arthropoda; Arachnida; Ixodida; Ixodidae
Exons: 1
Coding region: 1-1722 (573 amino acids)
Biological process (GO): DNA replication, removal of RNA primer
Molecular function (GO): nucleic acid binding; RNA-DNA hybrid ribonuclease activity
Source: RefSeq, a predicted model, not a curated record
AUGUCGAUGUAUGCCGAUGAUCUGUGUAUCUGGUAUUCGGGCCCGAACCGCACAGUAAUCUGUGGAAGGCUCCAGAAAGCACUCAGCAGAAUCGAAAGAUACCUGAACUGCAGAGGCCUACACCCGUCGCCCAGCAAAUGCGUCGCUAUGGCUUUCACCAGGCGAAGUUGCAAGCGCUUUCCCAUACACAUAGGAGAGCAAAUUAUCCCCUACGUCAACAAGCACACCUUUCUUGGAUUAGUUAUCGACAAGCGGCUCACCUGGGCACCUGAAAUGAACAGACUUCGAUGCAAGGUCAACUCGUACGUGAACAUCAUGCGCUGUCUUUCUGGCUCGAAAUGGGGAAAUUCAGCCGCCCUCAUGCAGCUACACAAAUCAAUGGUACUGGGAAGUCUGCGCUACAGUCUGCCUUUACUGCACCGGGUCAGUUCAACAACCCAACGGGGACUCUUGGCACAGCAGGCAAGAAGCCUCCGCGUUGUGCUGGGAGUGCCCCGAGCGUCGCCUUCUGCAGGAGUUAUAGCAGAAGCGCACGAACAACGUAUAGAGGCGCUCCGUGUUCAAGAGACCCUCCGGCACUACAGUCGUUUUUCAACCCAGCACGAAGCGCAUCAUCUGGCGGGCCUGCACAUUUCACGUCCAGCGUCGAGUUUUGCAGAAGUGGUAAGAAACCACGUCGAAGCCUUUCCGGCGAACGCUGCACCGUAUCGUCACCCCCAGCGAGCACCUUGGACAUGGCUGACCCCAACGGUCCACCUCUCAAUACCGGACGUAGGCAAAGGCACAGCCUUCGGUUUUGUGAAGCGGCUCCUCACUCAAUAUUACAUUGAAGAGAACUACAAGAACGCCAUCCAGAUAUACACAGAUGGAUCAAGCACUGCGAUGAGCUCGUCCUCUGCAAUCUACGUGCCGGAUGCGAGCAUUUCGGAAGGGUACAAACUCUCCCACCGUACAUCGUCCACGGCAUCCGAGCUCCACGGCAUCUUGCAAGCGUUACACUACAUAGAGGCAACUUCUCCGAAGAGCUAUGUGGUGUGCACGGACUCAAAAUCGGCGUUGGCAUCCCUAUCAACCACAGCCAAAAAGUGCGCAUACCCGGGCCUGCAACAGGCUAUACUCGAUAAGAACGACACCCUGCACAAAAAGGGGUAUGCCAUUACAUAUCAAUGGGUCCCAGGACAUGUUGGCGUCACUGGCAACGAGAUAGCCGAUAUGACAGCAGCUCGGGCGCACAAAAACGAAAGAACAGAGGCCAUUCCCGUUGCGAAAGCUGAUGUGAAGAGCUUUCUCUCUGGUGUCGCAAACCAGAUAACGGUAAAAAUCUGGGAGCAACCUGAGGGCCACCCUUAUCACCUGUACAACUUGGACCCCAAGCUUCAAAAAAGAAUCCCUUGGAGCACACCUCGAAACCAACUUUCAGUUUAUUUUAAACUUCGCCUUGGGGUCGCCCGGACUGGCCGCCAACGCUACAAGUACAAGCAGCGAGAUUUCCCAAACUGCGCGACUUGCCAUACCGAGGACACAAUCGAACAUGUACUCGUUAACUGCAAACGAUACGAGAAAGAGCGUGUGAUCCUCACUAAGGAACUGAAUCUUCUGGAUGACCAACCAAUGACCAUGCGAAAGGUGCUAGGACCCUGCACCAACACUCGAAACCAAGCACGGGCGUUUAAAAUACUGAUGGAUUACUUAGAAUCAACUGGUUUGCUGCAAACACUGUAG